CUCUGCCCCCUCCUGAGCCUUGUGGGCCGGGCAGCCAUUUUGGGAAGAGCUUUGUUAUGGUUGUGGGCUAGUCACCUCUGCUGGUCGGAGAAGCCGGGGACGCCUUCUUAGACGUCGCGACUCGCCCUUGACCGUAGCCCCGCCGCUGCCGGAUUGGUAGACUCAAGUGGCCUUUUUAAAGAUUGAGUAAUAAUGGAGAUGGACCCAAAUUAAAAAGUGAUUUCUUCAAUAAAGCAAUAGAAGAUUCUUCGUAUCACUUUUGGAAGCUCAGUUCAGUUUUUGGGAAGGAGGAAAACAAGUGAAAUACAGAAAAUUGAUAAGAAGAAACCCCCAUUUUGGAAUUCUCUUUCUCCUUGACCUUUAUCUUUUCUACUUAUAAUUUUGCUUUGAAUUUAUAUAUAGUAAAGACCAAAGAAGUAGGAUACAUAUUUAGUAGCUUUAUACCAAGAAAUUUGCCUUGAAACAAGCUGCUAUUCAGUGGCAGGAAAGAUAAAUCAAGUUUCUGUCUGAUUCCUUUCAAAAAUCAAAUAAACAAAAACCCCACCAAAACAAGAUUUCUUAUAUCUUUAGAUUUUGAAGUCUAAGACAGAUAAAAGAAAGAAUAUAUCCGCACACUGUUUUAAGCAGAUAAGAUUUGUGUUUUAAAGGCUUUUGUUGUGGAUAUUGUGCCAUUGGAAUUGAUUGUUCAGAAGAUCUCUUAUACUGCUUUACUAUUACAUUUUUGAUCUGUCACCUUGAUGACAUUUCUUGCACACACUUGAGACCACCUGUCUUUCUAGUUAUGACCUUGUUAUGAACAGUAUUUGCACUCAUUGUGCAAAUGUCCAAGUUUUGCCCUUUUAAGCAACAUCAUAGUGCCUUUACUCAGGGAAGUUGAAUGAGGUGAACGUAGACAUAGCUUUUCCCCCUUUCCCCCCUUUUUUAAAUGUAACAAAUAACUUUUUUAUGUUCCCCUUCCCCCUUCCCCUUCCCCUUCCCCCUUUGGAAACGUGUCAGGAACUAGGUAGUUGAGGAUGAGUAAUUGAGAGGAUUAAGAGAGUGAGCCACACAGAGCUGGGCUUCUUUGUGCUUCAUCACAAGGCGUGCUGCUGGCCAGGCUACUUAAGCACCCUUUUUACAAGAAAACCUCGUGGAAGAUACAGCUGGCAACUUUGGAAACAGGACCACAGAGGUGACACUCUGAGGAUCCUGGCCAUGAGGUUGGAUGCCUCAUCUUGCUGAAAAGACACUGGACCUAAAUGGCGCAGCAUGACUUUGUUCCUGCUUGGCUAAAUUUCUCAACGCCACAGUCAGCUAAGUCAUCUAUAGCCACCUUUGACAAACACGGAGAGCACCUAUCCCGUGGAGAAGGUAGAUUUGGAGUAAGCCGUCGUCGACAUAAUUCUUCUGAUGGCUUUUUUAACAAUGGACCUCUACGUACUACAGGAGAUUCUUGGCACCAACCCUCUCUAUUCCGCCAUGAUUCUGUGGACUCUGGUGUCUCUAAGGGAACAUAUGCUGGAAACACAGGGAAUCCAUCUGGUUGGCAUGGCUCUUCCCGAGGUCAUGAUGGCAUGAGCCAGCGGAGUGGAGGUAGCACAGGAAACCAUCGACACUGGAAUGGUAGCUUCCACUCCCGGAAAGGCUGCACCUUUCAAGAAAAACCACCAACAGAGAUUAGGGAAGAAAAAAAAGAGGAUAAAAUAGAAAAGUUGCAGUUCGAAGAAGAAGACUUUCCUUCUUUGAAUCCAGAAGCUGGCAAACAGAAUCAGCCAUGCAGACCUUUUGGGACCCCUUCUGGAGUAUGGGAAAACCCACCUAGUGCCAAGCAACCCUCAAAGAUGCUAGUCAUCAAAAAAGUUUCCAAAGAGGAUCCUGCCGCUGCCUUCUCUGCUGCAUUCACCUCAUCAGGAUCCCACCAUGCAAAUGGGAACAAAGUGUCAACCAUGGUCCCAAGUGUCUAUAAGAACUUGGUUCCUAAACCUGCACCACCUCCCUCUAAGGUAUGAGCUUUGAAAAACAGGUUUGAUAAUAAAUCAUAUACCAUUAUAUAUAUUUAUAUUUUCUGACAAAAUUAUUCAUUUAGAUACCCAGUCAGUGCCUGUUACAUGUAUAUAAUUAUACUCUCAUCACCAGACUCUAGUCCCUCCAGUACCACCCCUCCCAUUGAGAUCAGCUCCUCCCGCCUGACCAAGCUGACCCGCCGAACCACGGACAGGAAGAGUGAGUUCCUGAAGACUCUGAAGGAUGAACGGAAUGGAGACUGCUCAGAAAACAGAUACUGUGACAAGCUGGAGAGGUUGGAGGGCAGCCACACACCCGAACCAAAGGAAGAUGGAGAACAAGACUGUCUUCAGAAUGGACUUUCUCUACCCAUUGUGGAAGAAGGGGAGGUCCUGUCCCACUCUCUGGAAGCAGAGCACAGGUUAUUAAAAGCAAUGGGAUGGCAGGAAUAUCCGGAAAACGAUGAGAGUUGCCUUCCACUCACAGAAGAUGAGCUCAAGGAGUUCCACAUGAGAACAGAGCAGCUACGAAGAAAUGGGUUUGGAAAGAACGGCUUGUUGCUGAGCCGCAGUUCCAGCCUGUUCUCCCCGUGGAGAAGCACUCUGAAUGCAGAGGGUGAGGAUUCCGACACAGAAACAAGCAGCAGUGAGACGUCAGAUGACGAUGCCUGGAAGUAGAAAUAUAAGUGCUCACCGUUGACCUGCCCCACUGAGCUCAGCUUUGUGUUUAGAGAAUAUAAAAAGUGUUCUUUUCCUGUUCUUACGUUGUUGAAUACUUCAUGCACAAGGGAAAUAAUCAUAUCCCAAAGAGAGAACAAUUGUCUUGCUUAACUUUUGUUGUUAUUCUUUGUUAUCUGCUUAAUAGAGAGACAUCUGUGUGGUGGAAUUUUUAAGCACACACACAGUACCUGUGGGGCCGUGCACAAGUGGGAGCUGGCAGUGCAGAGAUGCAGGGAGAUGCUGCUCUGACCACAGCACCCACUACCAGCCCUUGGGCACUCACCCCUGUGCUCAAGCAAUCAUUGUCAAUGACAAAGUGACUAUUGAAGUUAUAAUUGUAUUAAAUUAAUGCUAAUAAUUUGGAUAUUUUAUUUUUGGCUGCUCGGGCAACUUAGCCCUUAACCAGGCAUAUGUGGUUGUUUUUGUUUUAUUUUUUUUGUUGUUGUUUUUUAUUUCUUUUUGGGUACAGCUGUAAAAUAUUUGGAUAUAGGAAAUGUUAUUCUUGCAGCCUUGAUAUUCAGGGUGGAUUGUAAAAUAUGAAUUUUGUGAGAUUUCAAAGAUUAAGAUUAUUUUGAUAACAUUAUUUACAGAUUUAAAAGAUGUGGUUGUCAUAAGUCUGUUGAGGGGAACUACUGCAUAAAAUAACUAACGUGGAAUAAAUAUUUUGCAUCAGUUUG
Alexandromys fortis (reed vole) is the source of this 3379-nucleotide messenger RNA. RefSeq names its product GC-rich promoter binding protein 1 like 1 (gene Gpbp1l1). Gene Ontology annotation, molecular function: RNA binding; DNA binding. The record is from RefSeq and is a predicted model, not a curated record. Gene Ontology annotation, biological process: positive regulation of DNA-templated transcription; DNA-templated transcription. The transcript has 11 exons. Gene Ontology annotation, cellular component: nucleus. NCBI's taxonomy places the organism in Eukaryota, Metazoa, Chordata, Mammalia, Rodentia, Cricetidae.